AUGGCCUCCUUCCUUCCUGUGAACAAUUCGGCCGCGACCGAUGACCACACUAUGGACGGUGCGACAACACCCCGCGCUCACCCUAACGGCGUCCAGGCCUCGCCGGAUCGAUCUCCUAUCGCAGAACAACGCUCGGAUGGGCUCAAGACCAGCAGAGGAAGCGAAAGCUCGCACACAACUGUUUCAGUAGGACACGCGAGGACUGCAUCAAUGUCUGAUGAACCGAUGCACGAUUCAGAGGGGGAGAACGAUGCAUCUGACCACGAGGGAGAACCCGGUAGCGCACCACCAUCAAAGAAGAAGAAGGGUCAACGCUUUUUCUGCACAGACUUCCCUCCUUGCAACCUCAGUUUCACCCGGAGUGAGCACUUAGCCCGUCAUAUUCGCAAGCAUACCGGAGAGCGACCUUUUCAAUGUCAUUGCUCCCGUCGUUUCUCUCGCCUCGACAAUCUUCGGCAACACGCACAAACCGUCCAUGUAAAUGAGGAGAUCCCGGGAGACUCGUUGGCGGCCACCGGCACUCGGUUCCAGCGCCAGGUACGAACGGACCGUGUGCGUCCACCGGGUCGCGCGCGGGCAGGCACCGCCGGCAGCGCAGGUGGUCACAGCCGUGGUCACAGCCGCAAUAUAUCAACCUCUAGCAUUGCUUCAACUGCUUCGACAUUCAGCCAACCGCCCGAGCUUCGGCGUCGUCCUCCGCCAUUAAUGAUGGCCAACGACCCCACUGGUCGUGCUAGAUUGGGGCUCGAUCCGAUGGGGGAGCCUCCGAGUACGCCGCCUAGCCAAAUUCGUGGAUACCCAGGACCGUCAGCAAGUGGUUCACCGUAUACUCCAUCUAACAUGUUUGCCAAUGGAACAAAUGGCAGCCCUCAGUACGCAUCACCAAUGUCUGGAGCAGGUCAUUUUUGGGAGGGUAAGACAGCCGCCCGGCGGCUAUCAGUACCGACCAGCAGUAAUCCUUUUCUGGCUCAACAUAGCGGAUAUCCUCCUUAUGUUAACUCUGCAGCCGGUGCUCAUUAUCCUAAUGCGGCGGGAGUUUUUGCCAGUCCUACUAGCAGCAAUUAUCCUCCUUCAAGAGACGAAAGUACCCUGAGUGCGGCUGAGGCUGAGAUGCGACGACGAACAUGGCACCCCUCAACAUACCCUGUAUUUGGCCGCCCGUCAACUAGUGGUCUAAGCCAAUAUCAUACCCCCGACACUGUUCAGCCGUCAUUCGGUAGCAAUGCCAGCAAUAACAAUACUCCUGCUGACCAGCCACCUCGACUGCCCGGAAUUGAGAGUUUUGACAAAGUUGUCUCUCAACAUCGCCCAUUGACGCCUCCAACUCGUAAGGCAAGCCCGAUGCACAUUGAUGGACACGGCCGACCAGCACCACCGCCCAAUCAUGCAUUUGCCGCUGGCUUCAACUACAAUGCGCCAUCCGUUCGUCCAGCACCACCUAUUUCUGGCCCAGGUCACCGCCGAGGCCAUGUCUCUUGGGACAUGUCUUUACACACCAACCUGACAGGGCUUGAUAUUCGAGAUCGACGAUCUUCAAGGGACGCAUCUCAAUGGAGCCAGCAGACGAUUGCUGAACUUCAAAACCUUUCAUCCCGACCCUCCUCAUCUUACCACCCUACAUUCGGGCCAACAGUCGAAAGAAGCCCGGAAGAGCACCGCCAUGGUCACGCUCCUAGUAUUUGUGGUCAACGAGAUUCUCAAUCCGACGGCUACCCAGGCCAUUCCGAGCAAGAGCCUCGAAACCCCGGCUACAACGACUCCUCUGUCCGGGAUUCCGGCAUGGGUCGCCUUGAGGCCUUGGUGGCGGUCGCGACCAGCGAGAACAAAAGUGCUACAAAGUUGUUCUUGUAA
This is a messenger RNA of Penicillium malachiteum, 1851 nucleotides long. RefSeq names its product C2H2-type zinc finger protein. The transcript is spliced from 2 exons. The coding region runs from base 1 to 1851 and encodes 616 amino acids. The record is from RefSeq and is a predicted model, not a curated record. NCBI's taxonomy places the organism in Eukaryota, Fungi, Ascomycota, Eurotiomycetes, Eurotiales, Aspergillaceae. Gene Ontology annotation, molecular function: DNA-binding transcription factor activity, RNA polymerase II-specific; RNA polymerase II cis-regulatory region sequence-specific DNA binding. Gene Ontology annotation, biological process: regulation of transcription by RNA polymerase II.